Molecule: messenger RNA, 1288 nt
Organism: Cuscuta campestris
Lineage: Eukaryota; Viridiplantae; Streptophyta; Magnoliopsida; Solanales; Convolvulaceae
Source: the annotation of a GenBank genome assembly
AACUCUGCCGUGUAGAACGGGCCGGUUGGCCACUAAGUAACGGGUCAAAAAAUUUUAAGCGGGUCACCGUGGAUGGACGUAUGCGGUGUAGAACGGGCCCAAAACAAAACUAGGCAGUGGCAAGCAUGGCUUGUUCUAGAAUCUUCGCAGGCACCAGAAUACCACCUAUCGUCGCCCUUGCACGGAAACUUCAUCCUCUCUCCGUCUCUGCUUCUCGUCUUCAGGUUCGCUCCAUGGCCGACUCAACUUCCCCAUUCAAGAAAGUUCAGAUUCAGAGAGACGACACCACAUUCGACGCAUAUGUAAUUGGAAAAGAAGAUGCUCCUGGAAUUGUUGUGCUCCAAGAAUGGUGGGGUGUCGACUUUGAGAUAAAAAACCAUGCCAAGAAAAUCUCUGAAUUUGACUCUGGCUACAAGGCACUCAUACCUGAUCUCUACCGUGGAAAAGUUGGAUUAGAUGUUGCAGAAGCACAGCACUUGAUGGAUGGCCUUGACUGGCAAGGAGCUGUGAAAGACAUUCAUGCUUCUGUUAAUUGGCUCAAGGAAAAUGGUUCAAAGAAGGUUGGAGUGACUGGGUACUGCAUGGGUGGUGCCCUUGCCAUUGCAAGUUCUGUUCUAGUCUCAGGUGUUGAUGCUGUUGUAGCAUUCUAUGGAGUACCUUCUGCUGAGCUGGCAGACCCUGCCAAGGCCAAGGCACCUGUACAGGCUCAUUUUGGGGAGGAUGAUGGAUUUGUUGGAUUUUCAGAUAUCAAGGCUGGGAAAGAGUUGGAAGAGAAGCUGAAAGAAUCUGGAGUUGAACAUGAGGUGCACUUGUAUCCCAAGGCUGGGCAUGCAUUCAUGAACAGCUCCGCCGAUGGGAUACAGCGGAGGAGAACCAUGGGAGAGUCUGAUGUUGAGAAUGCCACUGUGGAGCUGGCUUGGUCUCGCUUUCGCUCAUGGAUGAACCGCUUCUUGUCCACCACGGCUUGAACAAAGAAUAAGCAUUAUGCGCGCUUUUUGUUUGGAGCUGUCUCUUGCCAUGUAAGAACUAGUUCUCUUGAGGUUGUGGGUGAUAAUAAAGUGGUACCAUAUGAUGCUUGUUUAUGGUGUGCAGUAUUGUGUGGUUUUUCCUUUCUAUGCUUUCAUUACUCUCUGAUUAGGCAAUUGGAAAUAUACUCCGUAAUACGGUCACACGGAUUGCGGAGUAUAUAAUACGGAGUAGCUUAUUAGUCCUUAGUAAAAGUGGCCAUGACAGUUUUGCUUCGCCUUUUGAAAUUGACUAUGCGUUUUAUUAAACUUUAUGCAUGGGG